Molecule: messenger RNA, 1425 nt
Organism: Penicillium soppii
Lineage: Eukaryota; Fungi; Ascomycota; Eurotiomycetes; Eurotiales; Aspergillaceae
Product: glycoside hydrolase family 71 protein
Exons: 4
Coding region: 1-1425 (474 amino acids)
Biological process (GO): mating projection tip cell wall disassembly
Molecular function (GO): glucan endo-1,3-alpha-glucosidase activity
Source: RefSeq, a predicted model, not a curated record
AUGGCUGCCACUGCAGUUGCAUCGGAUGAUAGGCUUAUUUUUUGCCAUUUCAUGAUCGGCAUCGUGAGCAAUCGCCAAAGUCCUACCGAUUACGAUGACGACAUGAAACGUGCUCGGUCCCUAGGUAUUGAUGCAUUUGCAUUGAACAUUGGAACUGACCCGUACACCGAUACACAACUGGGAUAUGCGUACCAGUCAGCCGCGAAGAAUGACAUGAAAGUGUUUCUUUCUUUUGACUUCAACUGGUACAAUACGGGGCAGACAAGCGCCAUAGGGUCUAAGAUCAAGCAAUAUUCUGGUCUCCCCGCUCAGCUGAAGGUAGACAACAAGGUGUUUGUAUCUUCGUUUGCAGGUGACGGGGUUGAUGUCAAUGCCAUCAAAUCUGCAGCCGGAGAAGAUAUCUUCUUCGCGCCUAAUUUUCACCCUGGGGUGGGAGAUUUUAGUACUAUUCAAGGAGCCUUGAAUUGGAUGGCAUGGGACAAUAACGGUAACAACAAGGCCCCCUCCCCUGGUCACAAUGUUACAGUGAGCGACGGAGACAGGUCAUACAUCAAAGCCCUAUCCGGAAAGCCAUACAUUGCCCCUGUGUCGGCUUGGUUCUCAACGCAUUUUGGUGGUGAGGUGUCAUACAGCAAGAACUGGGUUUUCCCAUCAGAUCUACUAUGGUAUAACCGGUGGCGAGAGAUCUUGGCUUUGCGUCCUCGUUUUAUCGAGAUUAUCACCUGGAAUGACUACGGAGAGUCCCACUAUAUCGGGCCUCUCUCCUCGCCGCAUACUGACGACGGGUCCUCCAAAUGGGUCAUGGAUAUGCCCCACGACGGUUGGCUCGAGAUGUCGAGACCAUUCAUUGCUGCCUUGAAGGCAAAUGCUUCAUCAGCCGACGCCUUUGUCACUGAUGAAAAGUUGAUUUACUGGUAUCGACCAACACCAAAGAGUGUCAACUGCGAUGCGACGGAUACUACUAUGGAAGGCAAUCCUAAUAAUUCCAGCGGUAACUUCUUUCGCGGGAGGCCUAAUGGAGCUGACUCGAUGGAAGAUUCGGUUUUUGUGGUUUCUUUGCUGAAGUCUGCUGCAAGUCUGACCGUUCAGUCCGGAAAUAAGUCUCAAGAGAUCAAGGUGUCGACCGGAAUCAACGCAUAUUCAGUCCCGAUGGGCGUUGGGAAGCAGAAAUUCACACUGACUCGUGGAGACAAAACAAUUUUGUCUGGCACGAGUCUCAAAGAUAUCUCGGACACCUGUAUCUGCGGGAUAUAUAACUUCAAUGCGUAUGUGGGAGUGCUUCCAGAUGAGUCUGCGAUCGAUCAGCUUCAGCCAGCUGGGCUCGCCUUGAUCUCCCAGGGACUGAAAGUCGCAUGUCCGACCAAUACACUUAGCGCAAAAGCCAACAUUGCCACCGUCAGUGGGAGUCUUAGAGGUUCCAUGUGA